AUGUUGGGUAUACAGGCAAAAGAAAGAAAUUACAAAUGGUCAAUUGUAAUUCAUACGAAGAUUUCCAGCAGAAAAGGCUGAACACGUUUGCUUACUAUGAUAUCCAAGGCCUAUUAUGCAACUUUUUCAAUAGACUGCCUAUGCAAAUCUUUGAUACCCAAGUAAUCACUUUAAAAUUUGUAAACAAAACCCACAAAGAACAAGGACUGCUGGUUUGACAACCCGCCAUGCAGAACACCUGUUUUGCAGUUAAUUACAUAGGAGGAGAUACCUAUGGCAUUGUAAACCUGACUUUGCUUAAGUUAAGUUAGUUAUGCGUCAGAUGACACAGUUUAAAAACAACAAAACAUAAAUAUAUUUUUAACGACCAACGGUGGAUCACAAAGCAGACACGAACAAUGUCUUCAAAUCAAGAAAGAAGAUUGUUACAGACUGUAUUUAUAGCAUGUGUUGGAUUGUCCUUCAUAAACUUGUCACAUUCAACUGGAUGCAAAUCGCCCUUACUUGAGAAAUGUAUAUGUGGAAAAGCAAAUUACGAUAGACAUGUGCAAUAUGUAGUCAACUGCACCGGUACGGGCUUUACCAACACAGAGAUGUUAGCAGAUCUUCCAGAAGAAACCCAAGUGCUUAUCUUUACAGGAAACCACAUUCCAGAAUUACCUUGGAAUGUUUUUGGCGAGAUGAAGGACUUAAGUGUAUUGAAAACAAUUGAUAUGAGUAAUAACGACAUUAGAGAAAUUAAAGGUAAAUCAUACCACCAUGUAACUAAUGUUGAAAGGCUAAUUUUAAACCACAAUAACUUGACUAUUUCAAGUAGGGGAGAUGAAAAUUUCCACCAUCCGCGUGUGUUUUCAAAUUUUGUCAACUUAAUUGAGCUGCAUUUAACUAAUGCUUUUGCCGAUAACACAGAUGAGGCGCUGGCGAUCGACUUGCAUGACAUUUUUGUAAACAGCAAUUUAACAAAGUUGUACAAAAUCCAUUUAGAACAAAAUGAAAUCAAACGAUUUAGGGAUCAGUAUGUUUUUUGCGACCUACCUAGUUUACUAGACAUUUACCUGGGCAAUAAUUAUAUACCGAGCCUAAAUUUUAACAUCACUUGUAUUGACAAAUUGAGAUUUUUGGACUUGGAAAAUAACAACAUGACUUAUCUUUCUCAGACAGAUUUAGAUAACUUAAAUAGAAUGACGUACCCCGCUCGGAAUCACUCUUUAGUUAUUGACAUUGGGGGAAACCCCUUCAGAUGUGAUUCAGCCAUAAAAGAUUUAUACGUUUGGAUGCAUACCACUAAUGUGACUGUGCGGAAUAAAGAAUUAGUACAAUGCCGGGAAGAAAGGUUGGGAAAUAAAUUUAUUUACAAUUUAAAUAGUCUGGUCGACUCAAAACAUGCGCGUGUUUCCCGAGCUGUUUCUGUUUUAGUUGUUGUAUUGUCAAUUAUUUUACUAUCACUUUUCGGCGCUUACGUGUAUAUUAUUAAAGACAAACUUCACACAAAAUUAACGCCCCUGUUAGAUAUUGUGUCACGCAAGGUUCACUAUACAACAAUUGAAUCUCAAGAUGUCUAAUUUAACAAUUUGUAAGUACGGUAUCCAUAGCAGUCUAAAUUUUCAAUGUUGAAAACAAAUUCUUAGUUUACUGCACUUUAUAUUAAAACUAAAAAAAUUAUACUUAAUACAUUCCGUCGUAGUUUUAAGAACUGCUAUGUCACUGCCCUUUGAUAAUGAUAGGUAACUAGGUACAUACAAAUAUUGUAAAUAUUAAUUUACGGUGGUAUCUUUGUGAUGUAAUAUAUUAUGCUUUUGUAAAAUAUUUUGUUAACUAUUUUAAGUAAUUCAACUCGGUGCUAAUUUAUAUAUUAAAUU
This is a messenger RNA of Photinus pyralis (common eastern firefly), 1859 nucleotides long. Its product is annotated as trophoblast glycoprotein. Gene Ontology annotation, molecular function: protein binding. Lineage: Eukaryota; Metazoa; Arthropoda; Insecta; Coleoptera; Lampyridae. Gene Ontology annotation, cellular component: membrane. The coding region runs from base 399 to 1562 and encodes 387 amino acids. The record is from RefSeq and is a predicted model, not a curated record. The transcript is spliced from 2 exons.